AUGUCUAAAAUCACCAGUUCUGGCGUUAGAGAAAACGUCCACAAAUUAUUGGAAUACUCCACUGAAACCAAAAAGAGAAACUUUUUGGAAACCGUUGAAUUACAAGUUGGUUUGAAAAACUAUGAUCCUCAAAGAGACAAGCGUUUCUCUGGUACUUUGAAAUUACCUCAAGUUCCGAGACCAAACAUGACCAUCUGUAUUUUUGGUGAUGCUUUUGACGUUGAUAGAGCCAAGUCUUUGGGUGUUGAUGCUAUGUCCGUUGAUGACUUGAAAAAAUUGAACAAAAACAAGAAAUUGAUUAAAAAAUUGGCUAAGAAAUACAACGCUUUCAUUGCUUCUGAAGUUUUGAUCAAACAAAUUCCAAGAUUAUUGGGUCCAACUUUAUCUAAAGCUGGUAAGUUCCCAACUCCAGUUUCUCACAAUGAUGAUUUAUACAGUAAAGUUACUGAUGUUAAAUCCACUAUCAAAUUCCAAUUGAAAAAAGUCUUGUGUUUGGCCGUUGCUGUUGGUAACGUUGAUAUGGAAGAAGAUGUCUUGGUUAACCAAAUCAUGAUGGCUGCUAACUUCUUGGUUUCUUUGUUGAAAAAGAACUGGCAAAAUGUUGGUUCCUUGGUUAUUAAAUCUACCAUGGGUCCAUCAUUUAGAAUCUACUAA
Candida albicans SC5314 is the source of this 654-nucleotide messenger RNA. RefSeq names its product 60S ribosomal protein uL1 (gene RPL10A). Lineage: Eukaryota; Fungi; Ascomycota; Pichiomycetes; Serinales; Debaryomycetaceae. The record is from RefSeq and is a predicted model, not a curated record. The transcript has a single exon. Bases 1 to 654 code for a protein of 217 amino acids. Gene Ontology annotation, cellular component: large ribosomal subunit. Gene Ontology annotation, molecular function: structural constituent of ribosome; RNA binding. Gene Ontology annotation, biological process: translation.